CCCCCCCCCCCCCCCCCCCCCUCCCAUAUUCAUAACGACUCGGCCACUUGGCAUCGCUGCCUCUCCCGGUCCUUGUGUGUGCGGUAAUUCGGCAUCAUGUCUGAUCUCUAUCUCUCCCGCAUCCGUAACUGGUUCCUCAGUUCGCCCCCGGCAGAAUGGGCUAUCAGGGGACUCCGCGAGACCCUUAUCGGCGCCUUGAAGCAGGGUCCCGUCCCUCGCCAUGUGGCUUUUGUUAUGGACGGUAAUCGGAGAUAUGCCCGGAGCCACAAGAUCGAGACUAUCGAGGGCCACCAUCUCGGCUUCGAGGCUCUUGCGAGGGUCCUCGAGAUAUGCUACAAGUGCGGUGUCGAGGUGGUGACAGUGUAUGCAUUCAGCAUCGAGAACUUCAACCGCCCAAAAUACGAGGUCGAUGGCCUGAUGCAGCUUGCCAAGGUCAAGCUGGAGCAACUGAUUCAACACGGCGAACUGCUCGAGCGAUACGGCGCCAGUGUUCGCGUGCUGGGUGAGCGUGAUCUUCUGAGCGAUGAUGUGCUCGAGGUGAUUGACCGAGCUGUUUCUACAACCAAGAACAACAAAAAGUGCAUCUUGAAUAUUUGCUUCCCAUACACGUCGCGAGAGGAAAUGACGACCGCCAUCCGUUCCACGGUCGAGGAAUAUUCGAAAUCAUCAGCCCCGAAGCGCACGCCCUUCUCGCAGACGCGUAUUACACAAAAGAUUAUGUCGAAGCAGGGAGACAGGAGUGGGAAGAUGGACAGUGACAACACAUCUUUGGGACAAGAGCCGUCGCACACCCCACCCGGGUCGGACGAUAACGAAGACUCCAUGUCAUCCACCACGACGCUAUACCCCGAUUCCCCGGGCCGUACUUCCAAGGACGGCUCCAACCACGUUACCAUAUACCCCAAUGUCGAGAACAUCACGACCGAGACGAUCGACAAACACCUGUACACGGCCGACUGCCCACCGCUAGACAUUUUUGUGCGGACUAGUGGGGUGGAGAGAUUGAGCGACUUUAUGCUGUGGCAGUGCCACCAAGAUACCCAAAUGUUUUUCCUCAAGUGUUUCUGGCCCGAGUUUGACCUGCGGCAUUUCCUCCCUGUUUUGCUGGAAUGGCAAUGGCGGCAGAAGAAGAAGGCGAUGGAGGAGGGGCCUCGACAGCGGGUCAAGACGGCCUGAAUGGCGCCGGUUGAUACCCCAAAGUUAUGUCAAAGUGUUGAAGCGAGCAGAAAGAGUUCAGAGUCGAUUUCUCCUUCUUAGAUAUGAUAGCAGCAAGCAUACAGAAUUAUCGAGGGCCGCCCUCCUUCACAUGUUAGGGCUUGAAAGGAGGGAGGGCUGAAGAAUUUAUGACCGGUUUCACGUCUGCGUCUUUCGCACCACUGCCCGCAUAAAUAUAUCCAGAAAGUUGAAUCACGAAACCAAGCA
This is a messenger RNA of Neurospora hispaniola, 1422 nucleotides long. RefSeq names its product Decaprenyl diphosphate synthase-like protein. The record is from RefSeq and is a predicted model, not a curated record. Gene Ontology annotation, molecular function: ditrans,polycis-polyprenyl diphosphate synthase [(2E,6E)-farnesyl diphosphate specific] activity. The transcript is spliced from 3 exons. Lineage: Eukaryota; Fungi; Ascomycota; Sordariomycetes; Sordariales; Sordariaceae. Gene Ontology annotation, cellular component: dehydrodolichyl diphosphate synthase complex; endoplasmic reticulum; lipid droplet. Bases 97 to 1176 code for a protein of 359 amino acids.